Molecule: messenger RNA, 1669 nt
Organism: Phaedon cochleariae (mustard beetle)
Lineage: Eukaryota; Metazoa; Arthropoda; Insecta; Coleoptera; Chrysomelidae
Source: the annotation of a GenBank genome assembly
AUGUUCGUUUGUUAUUUAUUGUUCAUUGGUUUAUACGUGCAGGUGCUCGGACAUCCGGCAGAGAUCAAUGAAAUUGAAGAAGAAGUUGAGUUCGAUGUGGAUGCAUUUCCAAACAGAGUAGUACGCAAUAGAACCCAGGAAGAAAUAGACAAAGAAAUCCGAAAAGACUAUUGGAUAAAUCACGCUACGAUGACUAUACAGGAAAAGUUGUCCAGAAAACUCAAUCGAAUAGCUUUUUGGAGUGGAAUAACUUAUUCUUAUGAACCAAAGGACCAGGUCUGUGCGGAUGCUAUAGUGAUGAAAAUAUUACCUUCCAAGAAAUCGAAUUUGAAAGUUUACAUAUCGCUCUUUGCCGCAUUCGCCAUCAGCGCCCACGCUGGCGGUUGGGGAGGCAUCGGGGAGUUGGGAGCCGUUGGUGUGGGAGUAGGUGGAUUGGGCAACAUCGGUGGAUUGGGAUUGGGCCGUGUCAAUGGACUUGGUCUUGGUGGAUGGGGUGGUGCAGGUGGAUGGGGUGGUGUAGGUGGAUGGGGAGGCAAAGCUAUCGCUGUAGCAGUGAAACCAUGGCCUGCUGGUGAUAUCGGUCCGUCAGGAGUUGUUACUGGAGCCGGAGCUGCUGGACCUUCUGGAGUCGUGAAUGGUGCCGGAGCUAGAGGACCAUCAGGAAUUGUAACUGGACUUGGUGCUGUUGGACCAACUGGCCACAACGGAAGAGGUGUCGCUGUUGCUGUUGCUCCAGCUGUAGUGGCUGCACCAGUUGUUGCUGGUGUUGGCAUUGGGAAUCUUGGAAUCGCCGGAGCUGGGCUUGGUGGAGUUGGACUCGGUAGAGUUGGGCUUGGCGGAGUUGGACUUGGCGGAGUUGGACUUGGCGGAAUCGCAGUUGGAGUUUCUGGUGACGGGAGAUGGGAUGACGGAAGAUGGGAUGAUGGAAGGUGGGAUGAGGGAAGGUGGGACGACGGCAGGUGGGACGACGGUAAAUGGAACGAUGGAAGAUGGGGAGGAGAAGGAAAAUGGUGAAGAUCUAUAGGAGCCAUACCACUUUGUGAAUAUUACAUAUAUAUUUAUUCGUUUUUGCCUGAAUUUCAAUAAAAAUAGUUAUUUAUUAUACAAGGGAAAAAAGUAGUAGAUUUUAGCUCCAGGUUGUGUUGUCUCCCGACGCGUAGCGGGAGGGAGACAAAAAACCGUGAGCUAAAAUCUAAUAUUUUUCCCGUGUAUAAUACACUAUUUUUUUCUGUGACAGAAGGAAGGACGAAUCAAUAUUGAGAAGAUAUUACAUUAUUUCGAAAUCUGAAAAUUAUCGACGUGAAAUUUCAAGUUUUUAACAGUAGGGACACCUGCGUUUUAUAGACAUCUUUAUCAUUCUUUUGAAGUAAUCAAAUAUCUGAUGUCACUUCUGUCAGUUCAAUUCUGUGAUUUGAUUUUAAAAAAUUGCGAAUUCAGUAGUUGUUUAGUAAUAUACGAAACCGCGAAGUCGAAUGGAAGAUAAAAGGACUUGCAGUUCUUUCUCGGAGACGGUAUUAUUGACUCAUUUUUCGGAACUAUAGCACAACAAAAGCCAUUAACAGAGUGUAUAUAUGUGAUAUAUAUCCGGGAAAGAAGUACUCACUUUUUUCCCACGGGAAAAAAGUAAUUUAUGAAAAGUGACAUUUUAUAACCUGCCAACAGAGAUGAA